Messenger RNA from Peronospora matthiolae, 1125 nucleotides. NCBI's taxonomy places the organism in Eukaryota, Oomycota, Peronosporomycetes, Peronosporales, Peronosporaceae. The record is from the annotation of a GenBank genome assembly.
AUGAAUCGCACGCUGGUAGAGUGUGCGCGCUGUAUGAUGGAACAUGCUGGACUGGUAAAGAGCUACUGGGGUGAAGCAGUGAUGACGGCGAUGUUUCUUCGAAACCUCUGUCCAACACGUGCCAUCCACUACGACAAGUCUCCAUAUCAAGUGUGGACGAUGAAGAAACCGAUUAUGGCCAACCUUAAAGUAUUCGGAUACCACGCGUAUGUUCAAGUACCUCAAGACAGACGCGCGAAGUUCGACUCCACGUCAUCACUCUUUCGUUUCCUGGGGUACGCCGAACACCAGAAGUCGUAUCGAUUCGAGGAAGUGUCAACAGGAGCAAUCAAGAUCAGUCGCGAUGCCACGUUCAUGGAAGACAAGUUUGAUGAAGGUCCGCGUAACUACAACGAUGAGUCAAGUACCGUUGAGUUUGACGAUCAAGACGACGACGAAGAAAAAGAAGAAGGUAAAACUGACGUCGACAUGAACUCGAGCGACGAUGACGACGAAGACACCAGGUCUUCGAAGAGCAACAUCAAGAGACACACGCGCACUCAAUCACUGGAGAAAGCUAUCGUCAUUCCAAGUCCCAAGCGAAGAACGUACAGAGGUCCGUCGCUUGAGCAUGUAUCAGCGGCUGCGAUGGAUUUUGAAGCAGCUUACAUUAUGGAUUCAGUGGGGGAAAUGCCGACUACGUUCAAGUCGGCUAUGGAAUCAAGCGACUCCGGCAAGUGGAAAGAAGUGUGUGACUCGGAGUUCGACUCGUUUCAGAUAAACGACACGUGGGAGAUCGUGCCUCAUCCGAAAGGUCGCAAAGCCAUCGGGUGCCGAUGGGUGUUUUGUACCAAGGAGAAUCAAGAUGGCGAAUUUGAGCGUUUCAAGGCGAGACUUGUGGCCAAAGGAUUAUCAAAGAAAUUUGGAGUUGACUAUGAAGAAACUUUCGCACCAGUGGCCAAGUUCACAUCGAUUCGUGUGGUGCUCAGCGUGGCGGCCAAGUACGGCUUAAUGCUACAUCAGAUGGACGUCAAGACAACGUUUCUUAACGGCUCCCUCGACGAAGACAUUUACAUGGACCAACCGGCAGGAUACCUGGAUGAAAAACAGCCGGACUAUGUGUGCAAGCUAAAGAGAUCGCUCUAA